UCUCUCUCUCACUCUCUCCCCGCCACAGCGAAGCUUACAAAUGUCCGGUAGCGGUGACGUCACCGGGGAUGACGAUAACCCCCCAUUCAGUGGCCUCCUCCUCAAGCUUCUCUCAAAACCCUACCAUUCCCAACCCUCGUCCUCCUCCGCCGCCGCUCCGCCGCCGCCGGAGAAUCCCGCCGCCACCUCCGCCGCGAGCUCCAGCUUCCUCGUCCCUCCUCACAAGCUGAUGGCGCCGCCGCCGCCGGCGGAGGCGGCGGAAGCCGCCGACCGCCGCGUCGUCUUCCUCCCUCGGACGGCCUUCCCCGACGCGCUCCCGCUCUCAUGGCGGUUUCAGCCCGGGGCGCUUCUUCCUCCGUCUCCUCCGCCUCCGCCAUUGCCGACUCCUCCGAUCCCGAAUCCGGGGCUUCGGCAGCGAGAGGCGGCGCCAGUUUCUGGCGUCCGAGGAGAGAGGAGUUGGAGUGGUGGGUGGGGCGGGAACGGGAACGGGAUCGGGAUCAGGAACAGGCCCGGGGGAAGCGGCGGCGGGGAAGGCGAUCUCUGCAGUUUUGGCGGGAGCCGGAGGGAGGAGAGGCGAAUGCCGCGGCGGCAAUGCGCUCCGAUCGAGCGUUACCACGACCGUAGUGCGAAGAGAUGGGGUGCGGAUGAUCGGGCCCGGCGACGCCACGAGUGGGCUCCGACGGCGGCGAUCGCCCCCCGCGAGAACAAGCCGAAGGUGAGGAAGGAGUGGGUUCCUUUGAAGGGGAAGAGAGUUGGUAAUUGUGAAUUGGAAUGCAAUGGUGAUGAGUUUGAUUGCGAAUGCAACAACAAUGGGUCUGGUUCAGAGGGUGAUCGCGAAGAAUCCGUUGAUAGUUUGCCGUCGGAUGCUGCGGGAGAAAGAAAAGGUGCUCAUCAGGAGGAUGAUGCUCUAGAAGAAGAAAUGAUAGAUUCUUUGGAGCUUAAUGAUGAUCUUGAUUGCAGAAAGAUGGAAAUAAGCUCCAAAACUUGGAGUCGGAAGGAAUUAAGAUCAGAUGCUCUUAGGGGCCACAAAAUAUCAAGCUUGCAAACAAGAGCACGCAAAAGCCAAAGAGAACGCCCUUGUGACAUUGAGACGUUCACCCCUUCUUUCUUUUCACUAUAUGAAACUCUAAUACCGGCAGAAGAAGAUAAGGCUAAUCAAGAGCAUCUCUUAUCCUUACUGGCGAAAUCACUCAACAAAGAGUGGCCUGAAGCUCAGCUGCACCUCUAUGGUUCAUGGGCUAAUACCUUUGGGUUCUCAAAUAGCGACAUUGAUAUAUGCAUUGCAAUUGAUGAUAGCACUGCUAGCAAUCACAACAUGCUGCUCAAAGUAGCAGAUAUUAUGGAGUUGAAUAAUUUUCAAAAUGUGCAGGCUAUCACCAAUGCUAGAGUUCCUAUUGUGAGGAUGACAGACCCAGUAACUGGUAUUUCGUGUGAUAUAUGCAUAAAUAAUCUUUUGGCUGUUGCCAAUACAAAGCUCCUUAAGGAUUAUGCCCAGAUAGAUGACAGAUUACAUCAAUUGGUUCUUAUUGUGAAACACUGGGCGAAGUCACGGGCCAUCAAUGAAGCGUAUCGAGGAACUCUUUCUAGUUACACAUAUGUGAUUAUGUGCAUUCACUUUCUACAACAGCGCAAACCUGCUAUUCUACCUUGUUUACAGGAAAUGGAAGCAACAUACACAUUGACUAUUGAUGGUGUUGAAUGUAAUUACUUUGAUCAAGUUCAAGAACUCAGCAAUUUUGGUGCUAAAAAUAAGGAAAAUAUUGCACAAUUGCUUUGGGCAUUUUUUCAUUACUGGGCGUACAAACAUGACUACAAAAAUGACGUCAUAUCUGUUCGAACAGGGAGCAUUAUUAGCAAACAAGAGAAGCACUGGACAACUCGAGUGGGAAACGAUCGCCACCUGAUAUGCAUUGAAGAUCCAUUCGAAACCUCGCGCGAUCUCGGUCGUGUAGUCGACAAACACACUGUCAAAAUUUUGAGGGAGGAAUUUGAGAGGGCUGCUGAUAUACUGCAAUACGAUCCCAAACCCAGUGUGACUCUCUUUGAACCUUAUGUGACUGAAGAUGUAGAAAGUUGAAUGCAAGUGGAGGGUUUCUGCGAACUCUCUUUUUGGCUCUGAUUUGGUUCUAAUUUUCUCCCUUCUUCAUUACCUUCAUAGUUCAUACAUCCUUUAACUUUUUGCAUGUCCUUGUAAUCUGUUAAAAGUACCAGGAUAUUCAUGUAAUAUGUAUCCAUGUAAGCAAAACAAAUCCUACUACUUUUGUAAAGGAAAUGUCUCAAUGGUUGCUAAUUGGUGAUCAA
Molecule: messenger RNA, 2301 nt
Organism: Ananas comosus (pineapple)
Lineage: Eukaryota; Viridiplantae; Streptophyta; Magnoliopsida; Poales; Bromeliaceae
Product: UTP:RNA uridylyltransferase 1-like
Exons: 6
Coding region: 41-2077 (678 amino acids)
Molecular function (GO): RNA uridylyltransferase activity
Source: RefSeq, a predicted model, not a curated record